Messenger RNA from Paramuricea clavata, 735 nucleotides. NCBI's taxonomy places the organism in Eukaryota, Metazoa, Cnidaria, Anthozoa, Malacalcyonacea, Plexauridae. The record is from the annotation of a GenBank genome assembly.
AUGCAGACCUACAGUCAUGCAAAUAAAGGUUACAAAUGGAUUUUAACAUCCAUCGAAAUUUUAAGUCGUUACGCAUUUGCCGUUCCCGCCAAGCGAAAAGGAACAGAAGAUAUGGUUCCGGCCGUUGAAAAAAUCUUGGAACAAUUUCACGAAAGAUUCGGACGUUAUCCAAAAGUCGUUCAGUUUGACGAAGGGAAAGAAUUUUACAAUAAUGGAGUUAAAGCGUUACUGGAAAAACACGACAUUCAUUAUUUUUCAACGCGACUGACUGGAAAAAAAGCAGCGGUCGUCGAAAGAUUUAACAGGACGUUAAAAACAAGAAUGUGGAAAUAUUUUACCGAACAGCAAUUUACGACCAAAUCUAAAAAAUGGAUCGACGUCCUGGAUAAUUUUGUUGCGUCGUAUAAUCAUUCCAAACAUCGUACGAUCGAUAUGAAACCUGCCGAUGUGAACGAAACCAAUAAAGAUAAAGUCUGGGUAAAACUUUACGGUUAUCCGUUAUCUCAUUUUCCAGAACCAAAAUUUAAAGUUGGAGAUUGUGUCCGAGAUCAAAUUUAUCGCAAUACUUUUGUAAAAGGAUACACUCUGAAUUAUACCGACGAUGUUUAUGUUGUGUCGGAAGUAUUUCGUGGUGAUCCAAACAUGUAUAAACUUAUAGAUCCUGACGAUGACGAUCGUGAAAUUCAAGGAAGAUUUUACGAACACGAAUUAUCGCUGGAUCUAAGUGAUAAAUAA